AUGGGCUUGCGCACUGUCUUCAAGUUAGGGAUACUUGGCCUCGCAACCGCUGAAUCCUCUGUCGUCUCUCUGUAUCUGUGGGAUGCCGAUCCCCAGCCGUUGGCUGCGUCGGUCGUGGCAGCGGGUACCCUGACUGCUGUCUGCACCAUAGCGGUGCCCACUGAAACAAGCUCUCGAACAUUGACAUCCACCUUGCAUAAAACUGCUGUUACUGUCACCGCUGGUCCGUCCGUGACAAUGACGCAAGCUUCAGCUACUGACACUGGUGCUGAAGGUAGUACCACGUUUCAUACGUCAGAUGUGCUGUCCGAUGCAUCGACCGCGCCUGUCAGCACUGGAGGUUUGCCUCAAAUUACUGCGAGGGCUGGACUUGCCCUUGGCGCAGCUGUAGCUUUGGUGGCUGGGGGUUUGUAA
Penicillium arizonense is the source of this 414-nucleotide messenger RNA. RefSeq lists its product as uncharacterized. Lineage: Eukaryota; Fungi; Ascomycota; Eurotiomycetes; Eurotiales; Aspergillaceae. The record is from RefSeq and is a predicted model, not a curated record. Bases 1 to 414 code for a protein of 137 amino acids. The transcript is spliced from 2 exons.